AUGAAAAUAAGAAACGGAUAUGACUCCGCUAUUUAUGGUGAAGCAGGUAUUGGAAGGGAAUAUAGUGGUGUUGUCUCCGAGGUGGGUGAGAAAUUACAAACUGCUUGGCGUGAAGGUGAUGAAGUGUUUGGUAUUUACUUUCAUCCUCAUCUGGCAGUCGGUGCUGCGCAAAGUUCUUUAUUGAUUGACCCAUCAAGUGAUCCAAUUCUUUUAAAGCCAGCAAAUAUUAGUUCUGAAUCUGCCGCUGGUACAUUAUAUUGUCUAGGUGCUGCAUUCAAUCUUCUAGAUAAAUUGGAAAAGGCUGGUUAUCUAAAGAAUGAUUCAAAUGUGUUAAUUAAUGGUGGUACUACAUCUGUGGGGAUGUUUGUCAUUCAAUUGUUGAAAUAUUAUUAUAAAUUAAAGAAAAAGUUAGUCAUUGUCACUUCAGGUACAGGACCAGACGUAUUGAAGGAUCAUUUUACUGAUAUAAGUGAUGACUUCAUAUUUAUAGAUUAUUUGGUCUGUAGAGGUAAAGCCAGUAAACCAAUAAGGAGAAUGUUUGAAGAUGGGAAAGUGGUUAAUUUUGAUCGUUCCACAAAUUCAGAAAUAUCUGUGGACUAUAAUCAAGGAAAAUUUAACAUUGUGUUGGAUUUCAUUGGUGGCUACGAUAUAUUGAAGCAUUCUAGCGAUCUAAUCCAUGCUAAGGGAGUUUACCUCACUACUGUUGGUGAUUAUGUUGGAAAUUAUUCUGAAGAUGUUUAUAAUCAAUGGGAUAAUGCAAGUGCCACCGCCAGAAAGAUGUUCGGAACGAUGUUGUGGCAAUAUAAUUAUAUUCAUUAUUAUUUCGAUCCAAAUGCAAAGACUGCUUCCAAAAAUGAUUGGAUCCAAAAAUGUGGAGAAUUAUUAGAAAAUGGUGACGUAAAAUGUGUUGUUGACAAAAUAUACGAUUGGAAAGAUCACGAAGAAGCAUUUUCCUAUAUGGCUACUCAACGUGCUCAAGGUAAAUUAAUCUUGAAAGUAGAGAAGUUUUAA
Messenger RNA from Naumovozyma castellii, 1011 nucleotides. RefSeq lists its product as uncharacterized. NCBI's taxonomy places the organism in Eukaryota, Fungi, Ascomycota, Saccharomycetes, Saccharomycetales, Saccharomycetaceae. The transcript has a single exon. The coding region runs from base 1 to 1011 and encodes 336 amino acids. The record is from RefSeq and is a predicted model, not a curated record.